GAACGGACACUUGCAGCUGCUGAAUCCACGGACCCAGAAGUGACGUGCCAAGGCGGGCCAGCGAGCGAGCAAGAAGCCAAAAGACGGAUCAACUGCAAAAGACUCCCGAGAAAGCCAGACGGAGAGCAGAGAAGCUCUCGAGCCGACCCCUGAAUCCGACACGUGGAAAGAAAAAGCCCCAGAAGAAUGUCGAGUGAGCGAAAUUGGCGGGGAGAAGGUGCAAUUUUAUGGCGUCUAGUACGUCUUCGCGGCAGCCGCUCUAGUGCCGUCGCUGGCGUUCCCAGAGAGCUUCUCUGUAGCUAAGGAGUGUUGAGUCUCCGUGUUUUGACGGAUGUGUACAUGUGGCCAAUGUAUAUAGGCAAAGCCAGUGGCACUGGAUCGCUGAUGCGUGGUGCGGGAAUUUCAUUACACUUGCGGGCCCCACCCUAUGUAUAGCGAUCUUGUUGCCACUAGUCGGGCGGGAAAGCAGGAGAGCGUAGGUUUUCGUCUGCUGGAACCAGAAGCGGCAGUUUGAGCGGCCUCCAAGUUGUGUAGCUGGUUCAUCCAGUGUAGUGCAGCCAGAGAGCGAAAGACAAACAGUCCAUUGUUGCCAGCUAGCUAGCAGUCUGUGCAAGUAGUAGUUUGCAAGAUAUAAGCCUCAAGUGCAGUGGAACGGCUUCACGAUACGUUGGGGUUGUUAUCCAACAAGAAUUGUCUGCCCUCUCGUGACAUUAAUUCCCUGGAAUCCAUCACUACUUUGUGCUAAUUACAACUGCCUUCAUUAACUUUCCCUCCCUCCCCUCCCUCCCCCCUCCCUUCUUUACUUCCUCCUUUGACUGCCAACUUUUCAACACACGAAAAUGCAAUUCCUGAAAAAAUGGACCGUCAAAGAAUCAGAGAAAGCGGCGCCGCAGUUUGUGGGCUAUGCCAAUCUCCCCAACCAAGUAUUCCGCAAAGCCGUCAAGAGAGGGUUUGACUUUACCCUCAUGGUAGUAGGUCAGAGUGGGCUGGGCAAGUCGACACUCAUCAACUCUCUCUUCAUGAGUGACAUCUAUGAAGACAGUACUUACAAUGGCUCUGGGAUUAGAAUGCCAAAAACAACUCAGAUUCGGAGUUCAACAGUUCAUGUGCAGGAAGGUGGGGUACAUUUGGAGCUGACGGUGAUUGACACCCCAGGAUUCGGUGAUGUGGUGGACAACAGCCAAUGCUGGAAGCCAAUCACAGAGCACGUCAACUCUUUGUUUGAAGAGUUUCUCAACGCAGAGAGUCGAGUGAUCCGAGAGGCAAUGGAGGACCGUCGCGUCCAUGUCUGUCUCUACUUCAUUGCCCCUACUGGACACGGGCUGAAGCAGGUCGACAUUGAGUUCAUGAAGGAACUGUGCGAGAAGGUGAAUGUAAUUCCGGUCAUAGCCAAAGCAGACACCCUCACACCAGAAGAAUGUUCACGAUUCAAGAAAACGAUCAUGAACGAGAUUCACGAGAAUGGAAUCAAGAUUUACCAGUUCCCUGAUUCUGAGGGAGACGAGGAGGAGGCGGCCGCCAACAAGAAACUUAGAGACGCCAUCCCGUUUGCGGUGGUGGGCAGUAAUACAGUUGUGGAGGUGAGUGGGAAGAAGGUCAGAGGUCGGCUGUACCCGUGGGGAGUGGCGGAGGUCGACAAUCUCUCUCACUGUGACUUCACCACUCUCAGGAACAUGCUCGUGAGAACUCACAUGCAGGACCUGAAAGACGUGACAGACAAUGUCCACUACGAGAACUAUCGCUGCCAGAAGCUGGCCGGUUUCUCUGGAUCUCUCACUCCAAGACAGAACACAGACCCUCCUCCCUCCAGGGACCCAAUGGCCCAGUUUGACGUUGAGAAGAGAGAACACGAGAUGAAGAUGAAGAAGAUGGAGCAGGAGAUGGAGGAGGUCUUUGAGAUGAAGGUCCAGGAAAAACUCCAGAAACUGAGAGACAUCGAGGCCGACUUGAACCGACGGAAGGAGCAGAUGUCGCUGGCUCUGAAGCAGCAACAACAGGAGCUCCAGACAAAGAGGAAACAGUUUGAUGAAGACAAGCGGCUCUUCGAGGAGGAACACCAGCGCUACAUGAAGGAGCUGGAGGACUCCAUGAGGUCAAAGGACAACAAGAAGCACAAGAAAAAAUGACGAGGCCACACCCCCUCGUUAGUAACCCGGGGCUCUGGCUCUCUGGCUGCAUAUAAACAACACAUUAUUAGAGCUAUGUACUAGAUUAUGUACAAAUUAUCGCAUCUCUCUUUUUGGGGGGAGCACUAGCAAUUACUGAACUAGUGAGAAUAUUCAUAUAUAACUUACACAUUUUUCAAAUUUUCAUGCUUUCUGUAACUAUGUAAUUGUAUAGUAAUCACCAUCAUGUUCUCAUGUAUGCAGUUAUUAUAGGAUGUCGUUACACUUCUUUCAUUUUUACUAUAGAAAAGCAUAUUUUUGUUGAGAAAUUAUUAUAUGUUUAUAAAACGUGUGACUAGAGUGCGUGUAAUCAUUCUGGUGUGGAGGUGACAGUGCAGGUUAAAAAGUAAUGAUUUAAGAGGAAUUUGCUCAGAUAAUAAGUAUAGGGUUCUGGAAUCUGUGAUUGGAUCCUCAUUGACAAGUGAUGUGUGAAUGGAACGGCAUUAGAGAAAUAUCCUGUGGCCUCGCAGGGUUGUUUGUUGAGUCAGCGGUUUUCUCCGGUGGGUUACGACAGCUUGUAGAGAGGGCGGGGCCAGAGACGAGCCUCUAAUUGAGGGGCAGAUGGAAGACGAGGGUGGAGAGAGGGGGUUAAGGUAGGAGUUGGUAAUUGGUCUUGCAGGGAUGGCUCCUGUCCCAUUGCGAGAGGUUCAGAUGUCGCGAUGGAGGUGGGAGGAGGUGGGGAGUUGAGGGAGAGUGUGAGGAGUGAGGGAGGAGGUGGGGAGUUCAGUGUGCUGUGUCCCAGGGAUAAGAUAGACCUGCCUUUUGCCUGAGCUUUGGGGAUCUGGGGAAGACGGAGAGAGGAGGGAGGGAGGAGGGUGCUUGCUGUAAGUGAUUGACACGCCCACAUUCCCCUCUUCCUGGGUGUGGCACUUUUGUUGCCAGGCGUUGCCACGGAUUCCAUUGUUGAUCGGUGAGUAUUUCAUCAUAGGAUGAAGAUGGGGCAGUUUCACUGUCUUUACGUCACACGGCAGCUCCAUUACUGCUACUCUCUCUUGCAGAAGACAGCACGACAGUCCUCCCAGAGUGGCCUCAAUGUGAUCCAGAGGUCUCUGGAUCAUCACCACAGGCAGUCGAUUCAGUGAGGUAUUGGCCGACUUUCUUGGCAGGACCGGGGCUCUGGACACAUCUGCCAACUGUGAGCGGCUGUUGCGACUUCUUCCUCUGGUCUCCUCUCUACAUCUCCUUCCUCUCAGCCACAGUGGCCCUCUCCUUGGUGUGGUGACAGGGUCUGGGAUCACGUGCUUCCUCCUUGCCUUCGUCUCUCCCCUGUCAAUAACACUAGCCAGCAUUCUCCUGGUGGUGUCCUCUCCUCUCUCUCCUCUCCCACUAGAUUCUUUUUGGCUCACAGUUGCUGCAUGGUGGAAACGCCCCCUUUUGAUUUA
This is a messenger RNA of Geodia barretti, 3547 nucleotides long. The record is from the annotation of a GenBank genome assembly. Lineage: Eukaryota; Metazoa; Porifera; Demospongiae; Tetractinellida; Geodiidae.